CUAGCAGCGGUAAAAAACUCGAAGCUCUGAACGCGGUCCUCUGUCACUAAAUCUGUGCGUGGUCUCUGCGUGGGCUGAGCGGCUUUUCCCGGUGAGUGAGAGAUUGAGCGUGAGGUCCUGAGCGCGCAUGAAUAAAACGGGCUCUGAGAAAAAGCGCCAUGUGGUGCCCUGGCUCGACAAAGCGGAGUGGGAGCAGGUUCGAGACAACCUUUUUUCCAUGGACUCCACCCAGCAGAGGUUUGCGUUAGAGAGGAUAUCGGCGUGGAGGGCCAGGUGCACUGAUAGUUUCCCCCUGACCGUGGAAUCCACAGCGUACCUCGUGCGCUGCCAGAUGCGGGACCGCUCCGGACAGCUUACCGGAGAGGACUUGAUCAUGAUGUACGCGAUGGCCCUGGUAAAAUUUGUUCAUCUUACCUUGGAGUCCCGGCAGAGGAGAAGGGGCAAGCCGCUGAGGCAACUGGCUAGAAAGUUGAACAUCCCCGAGUGGGUGGUGGAUCUAAGGCACGCAAUAGUGCAUCACAAGUUUCCUUCUUUGAAAUUGUGCCGAAAGGGAUGUAAGGUGGUCCUGGAGUGGCUCCAGCAGGAGUUUUGGUCCAGACAGCCAGGAGGAGCCCCCGAUGAACGCUGGGACCUGCAGCCGGAUGGCGAGGAUGAGGAAGCUGAUGUUAAGCUCAUCCAGGAGGAUGAGCUCGUUGCCAGGCAGAAAGAAGUGGACGCCUACAGAAAAGCUCGGGAGCUGCUGAUCUCUUAUGAGAAGGACCAGUACCAAGCUUCUGAUGAUGGGUCUUUUGAAGACAAGGAGAAGAGCUUGUGGCAGGCCCCCUUAGCUGACAAGAGUCGGUUGCUGGGUAAGAUCAAGCAGUUUGCACUGGAGUCCAGUGAGCUUUUGAUUGAUGUGCUGCUGGAGGACGGAUUUCUUGUUCCCACCAUGGAGCAGCUGGAAACAUUAGGCUGUGCAACCUCUGACAGUGCCAGUCCCACUGAGCCCAGAGUCCCACAAACCUUCCUGCGUUUUUGGCUGCUCCUGCUGAAGAUGCUGAACUCUCCAUCUUUCAUUCACCUGUUCCUGGAGAAGCUCUUUGUGGAACUGAAGCUGCUCAGUAAAAAAGAGCCCAACGGUCACAGGAGUUUCUAUAUUUCUGCAUGGAUUUCAGAAGUGCUCCUCUGCAACAACAAAUCUAAAUAUCAUUUUGAGACAAAGUUGCAGAAGAAAGCCAGAAUGAAGGACAGGAUUUUUAUCAACCGCAUCCAGCUGAGGUGGCAGCAGCUUCUCUCUGCAUGUCUGGAUGCCCCCUGCAUCAGCACGCCUCACCUGAUCCAGCUCAUCCUGGAUGACAUGGAGCAUCCCCCCCCUCAGGAAACCAGAGAGAAGCUGUUCCAGCUCUGCUGCAUCUACACACAGACAGAGCGCUCCGAGGACAGCACACCUCUGCAGCAGCAGCCAUAUAUACUGUGGAGAUGCUGCUGGACAAGAUGCAACACUCCCGGCAGGACGCCCGUCCCUUGCAUUCCUCACCGAUGGACACGGAGAGAAGUGAGGAGUGGAAAUGGGCAGAGGCUGCAUCCCCGGGGGCCUCGGCUCCAGCCCGGCCAGCUGAGGGCCUCCGCUGGAGCAACAGAGACCUCAACAGACUGAAAUGUGGACUGAAGCUGUUUUAAGUCUCAUUCCAGCCUCCGCUCACUCUUGUUGUGCUAGAAGCAGUUUUGAACAAAGACAAAAUGUUGUGGGAGCUUUAACCAUGAGCAUUA
Molecule: messenger RNA, 1749 nt
Organism: Pelmatolapia mariae (spotted tilapia)
Lineage: Eukaryota; Metazoa; Chordata; Actinopteri; Cichliformes; Cichlidae
Product: ribosomal biogenesis protein LAS1L-like
Exons: 1
Coding region: 128-1636 (502 amino acids)
Biological process (GO): maturation of 5.8S rRNA; maturation of LSU-rRNA
Cellular component (GO): Las1 complex; preribosome, large subunit precursor
Molecular function (GO): endonuclease activity
Source: RefSeq, a predicted model, not a curated record